Molecule: messenger RNA, 2467 nt
Organism: Eupeodes corollae
Lineage: Eukaryota; Metazoa; Arthropoda; Insecta; Diptera; Syrphidae
Gene: lovit
Product: proton-associated sugar transporter A
Exons: 8
Coding region: 520-2412 (630 amino acids)
Cellular component (GO): membrane
Molecular function (GO): sucrose:proton symporter activity
Source: RefSeq, a predicted model, not a curated record
UCAAUCAGUUCGUUUCAAAACCCUGGCCAGCUUCCAUAUACGCAUCCGGCAAUACUCCGUCAGCGACACAACGGAACGGAUCCACCAAGAGAAAAGAAAAAAACGAAGACCUACGAAAACGUUACAGUUCUCGGGAUUGCAUAUUCUAAUCUCCCUGGGGAGACAGACACUCACUUCGGGUUGUGUGCCGGGUUCUGCUUCUACUUGAAGUGUGGAGCGUAUAGAAAAACUUCCAGAAAUUUAAUUAGGGAUAAAAUUUUGAAAAUUUCGAAAAUUUUGCGUGUGCAUAGAAAUAGUUAAAUCAUGUAUCGGGCCUAAUUAAAUUAUAGAAUCGACCUUUGCCAGAAGCACUCGGGGUAGGAAGGUUGCUGACAAAAGUUUGCAAGGGUUUUGUUUUCCCUGAGACUGCAACGGAUGUUGGUUUUGUGCAGAAAAAGUUUUUAAACAGUUGUGUUAAAUUUUAAAGUGUCUGUUCUGUUCUGAAGAAGUUUAAGGAUUAAAGUGAGCAGCUGAAAAGAAAUGGUUGAAAAACUGCACGAGUACCAGGGAUGGUCGGGACGAUUGCACGAAUGGCGUGAUGGGAUACGGGAGCGUUUCUCGAGCUUCCGAGAACAGCAUCCUGAGAGUCUGGUGGAAAUGGCCAAGACAGCAGCCUCCGAUCAGAUGAAAGGCAACACGGCAGUGGGUGAUGAUUUUUCCCAUAUUUACAGACACAAGACUCGUCAGGAACUUGUCCGAGUUUCAGCGGCAGUCAUGGGUAUUGAAUUCUCGUAUGCCGCCGAAACGGCUUUUGUAUCUCCAACCCUUUUAAAAAUCGGGGUCGAACAUCAGCACAUGACGCUAGUAUGGGCACUAUCCCCCUUAGUUGGAUUCUUUGUGUGUCCCAUUCUGGGAUCACUGAGUGACCGUUGUAAACUGAAUAUGGGACGGAGGCGACCUUUUAUUAUUCUCCUUUCCAUUGGCGUUUUAAUGGGAUUACUGCUUGUGCCAAAUGGUGAGGAUUUGGGUUACACCUUCGGUGAUGUUGACCCACACGCCCAGAUUGCUGCAAUGAAUCUAACUGCAAACCAAACCCAUAACAAUAUCAACGUUUCGCCUCAUCGUGCUUCGGCGUCUGAUACCGAGGUGCAGGUUGUGCAGAAGACCUCUCAUCCUUGGGGUAUAUUCUUUACGAUAUUGGGAACGGUGCUGUUGGAUUUCGAUGCAGAUGCCUGUCAAAGUCCAGCCAGAGCGUAUCUACUGGAUGUUUGUAUUCCAGAGGACCAUGCUAAGGGACUUUCAACAUUCACAAUUAUGGCAGGAUUGGGAGGAUUUAUGGGAUACUCAAUGGGGGGAAUCAAUUGGGAUGCCACUUCAAUAGGUCGCAAACUUGGGGGACACGUUAAGGCAGUAUUCACAAUCAUCACAUUCAUAUUCAUUGGUUGCGUCUCGUUUACCGUCACCAGCUUCAAGGAAAUACCGCUCUGGGCAUUGGUAGCUCCAAAGACGUCAGGCAGAGGCGACGAAUCCGAUGCAUUGGGUCCAGGUGAAAAUGCUGUGUCCUAUGGUGCCCUCAAUGAUGACGAAGUUAAUGAUUCAAUGCUAGAUGAUGAUAAAAAGUCCGAAUACACGACUGUCCCUGGGGAGAAUAUAAGUGAAACGUCCUUUGCUGCUAGCAAUCAACUUCCACCCACGUUAAACCAACAAGAUGGAGAAGAAUCCCAACCCAAGGAGAGUGUACAAACCCUAUCCCACUACUUGUUGUCCAUUGUCUAUAUGCCGCACUCCUUGAGGAUGGUCUGUCUGACAAAUCUCUUCUGUUGGAUGGCUCACGUUUGUUAUUCCCUCUAUUUUACGGACUUUGUGGGCGAGGCUGUCUUUGGUGGUGAUCCGAAGGCUUUGGAAGGAACAGAAACGCAAAUCCUCUACGAAGAAGGCGUCCGCUUCGGCUGCUGGGGCAUGGCUAUGUAUUCAUUGUCUUGUUCCUGUUAUUCGCUUAUUAUUGAAAAGCUCAUUCAGAGAUUUAAGGCUAAGCCGGUUUACAUUGGGGGAUUGCUUUUCUACUGUGCCGGAAUGACUUUGAUGGCAAUGACACGCGCCAAAGCCAGCGUCAUCCUCUUUAGUUGGACAGCAGGUGUUAUGUAUUCGACUUUAUUUACGAUGCCAUAUCUCUUGGUGGCGCACUACCAUGCCAAAGGAACUUUUGAAUUGGACUAUGAUGGAUCACCGAAGUUAGGAACUGAGGUGCGUGGACUUGGCACCGACAUCGCUAUCGUUAGCAGCAUGGUAUUUUUAGCACAAUUUAUCUUGUCUAUUUGCAUGGGAACCAUCGUGACUAUCUCGGGAACGACAACAGCUGUUGUCAGUAUGGCGAGCUUUUUAAGUUUUUGUGGAGCCAUAGCCGCAACACAGGUCAUGUAUUUAGAUUUGUAAGAAAACGAUGAAGUUGUUCAUUAAAAACCUAAAAUGACAAUAAUUUGGUAUGGAA